AUGAAGGUUAUGAUCGUCCUUUCCACUGUCAUUAGGCUGGGACUAGCCGCGCCGCCGUUAGACGCGAGAUCUGGGCUACAGAGACAAGAAGAAGCUGGUAUUGGCAGCUGUUGCCUUAUCUACGGCCUCUACAAGGCCCUUAAACACGCUCUUGAAAAGGCUCACGACCCUAGCGCUCAGAAGAGUUACGAUAGCUGCAAGAGGACCGCUAAGGCUACUGGCAAAAUUUGUAGCGCUGCCACGUGCACCGCUAUUGCUGGCACUCUAACUCUCAGGCUGCGGCUGCUGCUGCUGCUGCCAUUUGCGCGAGUCUAG
Pseudogymnoascus destructans is the source of this 315-nucleotide messenger RNA. RefSeq lists its product as uncharacterized. The record is from RefSeq and is a predicted model, not a curated record. The coding region runs from base 1 to 315 and encodes 104 amino acids. Lineage: Eukaryota; Fungi; Ascomycota; Leotiomycetes; Thelebolales; Thelebolaceae. The transcript has a single exon.